Messenger RNA from Ceratina calcarata, 2818 nucleotides. It is a transcript of the gene Eip63E, whose product is annotated as cyclin dependent kinase Eip63E. The record is from RefSeq and is a predicted model, not a curated record. The coding region runs from base 887 to 2311 and encodes 474 amino acids. Gene Ontology annotation, cellular component: cytoplasm; nucleus. Gene Ontology annotation, molecular function: ATP binding; cyclin-dependent protein serine/threonine kinase activity. Lineage: Eukaryota; Metazoa; Arthropoda; Insecta; Hymenoptera; Apidae. The transcript is spliced from 7 exons. Gene Ontology annotation, biological process: protein phosphorylation.
UAGUUUAAAAUCAUAUUGAAUAUGUUUUUUAAAAUCAAGUCAUCUUUCGGGUCAGUAAAUAUGUGAACAAGACAUAUGAAAGUUAUAUAGUGAGUCCAUUCAAUAUGAAAAAUCGCGAUCACGGUUGUGAUUCCACGAUAAUCUCGAGGUGUGAUUGUGAUUUUACGAUACUGUGAUAAAUCACAGUUAGUGAUUAUGAACGCCAUCUUUACCGCAUAUACACAGACCAAUGACCAAUGUGGAUCGGCCAGUUUGAGACUUUUGUCUGUGGCGCGAGGUAUAAUAGCGAGGCUGUGGGAACAGGGAACUCGGUGAGGAGUUUGCUCUCGCGGAUGAGUUGUUCGAGGUAGUGGUGGCGUGCGCGAGCACCCGCCGUACAUCCGAGGAAGUCGCGACACUGAAACCCCGGCUACGAGAGAUACUUGGGAUCGCGCCGAGUUGAGGAGUGUGGUGGAGUGCUGAGCUCUCGGCGAAGGUUUAACCGGGGUACAUAGUACAUAGUAUCGGGUAGUGUGUACCGCAGCCGGAGCACACAACACGGCGGCGCGGGAUCUUAAAGCGGUGAACGGGGGAAACGGUGGUGUGUUUUUCAUGGCGAUCAGUCUAUCAGAGAAGUCUCGCACGCUGGCACCGAUGUACGAGACACGGGAAAGGUGAAGGAGGUGCUCGCCGGACCUGACCUGCCCGAGAGGAACACCACGAAACGUAGCAUCUCACGUAUACUGACACAUACAUACGUACACACAGUGCGUCACCGCCCAUAUGUGAUGUGUUUCGUGCAUUCGAGCGAAUGAGUAAUCAUGUACUGUCAAGACAAGAGCUCGACCGCCUCCAAGAGCAAAGAGGUUGCUAAAGAUUGCGCUUGUUAUGCACAGGGUCUGUGACAAUGCGGGAGAAGAAAGGAGGUGCUCUUAGCAGAGUACAAAAGCUCAAAAAAAGGCUAAGCCACAGCUUUGGAAGACUUUCAAUAUCAAAAGAAGAGGCUGAUGAUGCUACAAGUAGGGGUCAACUACCAUAUAAUGGCUAUUCCGAGGAGUUCCUAGACCGUUUAGAACCAAACGGCAAUAUACCUACAGAUAAGGACCGUCGUUAUGAAUGGACAGGUGUGGGCGACCAUGAGAGAGUGCAUCGGCAGCUUUCCGUUUCUAGUGAUUCCAAGCUUCUCGACGAGGAUAUACGUGAAGAAGCGAGAGUAAUCCUACGACCUCGACGCCCACCACGACCCAAGUCAGAGGUCUUCCUCGGGCCAGAUCCACCUAGAAGAACUAAAAGAUUUUCAGCAUUCGGGGGAGAUUCCCCUUUUGGUAAAUCUGAAGCUUAUAUAAAAUUGGAACAAUUAGGAGAAGGAUCAUAUGCCACGGUGUUCAAAGGCUAUAGCCAUCUUACAAAUCAAGUUGUGGCACUUAAAGAAAUUAGACUGCAGGAGGAAGAAGGUGCUCCAUUUACUGCCAUACGCGAGGCAAGCCUUCUUAAAGAAUUAAAGCAUAGCAAUAUCGUUACUUUGCACGAUAUAAUUCAUACGCGCGAGACUCUUACCUUCGUUUUCGAAUAUGUUCAUACCGAUCUGUCCCAAUACAUGGAGAGGUAUGGCAGCGGUAACGGUGGUCUAGAUCCACGAAAUGUUAAAUUGUUUCUAUUUCAACUGUUAAGGGGAUUGGCGUACUGUCAUCGAAGGAGAGUAUUACACAGAGACGUGAAACCACAAAACUUGUUAAUCAGUGAAAUAGGGGAACUAAAAUUAGCAGAUUUUGGUUUAGCGAGAGCUAAAUCUGUACCGUCACACACGUACUCGCACGAAGUGGUGACAUUAUGGUACAGGCCACCCGACGUUCUUUUGGGUUCUACAGAGUAUUCUACCUCGCUUGACAUGUGGGGUGUAGGUUGUAUAUUUAUGGAGAUGUUAACUGGUGAACCGACAUUCCCAGGUGUACGCUGUACGUACGACCAACUUGAUAAGAUAUUCAAAAUACUGGGUACUCCUACCGAGGAAACAUGGCCCGGUGUUACGCACUUGCCAGGAUACAAGCCGCAUAGACUGGGAUUCUAUCCUCCGCGAAAAUUGGGUCUUUCGUUUCCUAGACUCUACGAUAUUACCGAAGGCGAUAGCAUGGCAUCGUCGCUUCUACAGUUAAAUCCCGAUCAGCGGAUAGGUGCUGAAGAAGCGCUGAGGCAUCCUUAUUUUGCGUCUCUUCCUAGAAAACUAUACGAGUUGCCUGACGAAGUAUCGAUAUUUAGCGUUGAAGGUUGUCAUUUGCAUACGAAUUCGAGGCACGGGUGUGCAGAUUCGCGACACACGUCUCUUAAGACUUGAGGUUACGAGUAAAGAUAAUGAAAAAAAAAACUCAAUAAUAAGUAAUUCCAAAAUUCACGCCUUCAGUGAAGCGUUCAUUGUCAUACAGAUCAAACUCACGAGGCGAUCAUUGCCUUAGUUCAUGUACACCUAUUGUUUACCACGCGCGUCAAUCGCUCUUUCUCAGGGCUGCCUCACGAAUUCCAAUCAUUUCUCGCGACACUUCCAUACACCCGAGACACGUAAACACGCGUAUAUAUAAUUGCGACAUUCGUAUCUUUGUUUCUGUUUCUCUCCCCUUUUAUUUAAAGACUAGUACACGUACGUAUCAAACGAAUUAACGAAAAUAAAUUAUUAACUGGCGAUGAAAAAAAAAAUACGAAAGUAAGCUAUCUGUGGCUAAACGAAGUAAAACGAUUUUAUGAGAUUCGCACGCUCGAUUUAGAAAGCAAAAGCACGCACGACCCAUCCUCGCACUUCGUCCAAAUACUAGAUUUAGAUUGAUAUCAAUCAAAAAAAAAAAAAAAA